This is a messenger RNA of Salvia hispanica, 1680 nucleotides long. RefSeq names its product Homeodomain-like superfamily protein. The record is from RefSeq and is a predicted model, not a curated record. Gene Ontology annotation, biological process: regulation of DNA-templated transcription. Gene Ontology annotation, molecular function: DNA-binding transcription factor activity; DNA binding. Lineage: Eukaryota; Viridiplantae; Streptophyta; Magnoliopsida; Lamiales; Lamiaceae.
AAGAACCAUUAGAUAUAGCCUUUUUUUGCCUUUGCUCUUUGCAAGAAGUUACCAUCCCUUAUCUUUUCCCCCCCUCUUUUUUCUACUUUUCUUUUUUCUUUAUAUUUCCAUCUCCUCUUCUCUCCAAAACCCCACUUUAUUCUCCCUCCAACCCAACCCUAAAUACACCCCUUCUCUUUGUGUUUACAAACAUUCAUACCAUAUAAUUUUAGUGUAACUCCAUCUACAAACAUCCAUCUCUUCACGUACAAAAAAAAAUUGAAGAUUGCUCAAUUUAUGUUAUAGAUCAAGAAAUGAUGGCAUCUCCAUCCGAACUUAGCUUCGACACGAAACCCCAAAUCUACUCCAUGCUCCCAAAAUCCUUAGGAGAUGAAGCAAGCAACCACACACAGAAGCUCGAAGACUUCCUCAGCCGGCUGGAGGAAGAGCGCCUCAAGAUCGACGCCUUCAAGCGCGAGCUCCCCCUCUGUAUGCAACUCCUCGCCAACGCAAUGGAGGCGUCGCGGCAGCAGCUGCAGUCGGAGAAGGCCAGCCAAGGCGGAGGCGGAAGGCCGGUGCUGGAAGAGUUCAUUCCUCUGAAGAAAUCGAAUUCAUCCAAGGCUGAGAUGGGCGAAGAUAAAGCUAACUGGAUGACAUCUGCGCAGCUAUGGAAUGAGGGGGCCAAGGGCCCCCAGUCUCCAUUGGCGACGUCGUCGCCUCAAGAGACAGAGAUCAAGCUUGCCUUGAAUUGCAAGCAGAGAGCGAACGGGAGCGGCGGUUUGCUCCCGUUUUCGCCCCCGGGUGAGGCGUAUCCGGAGCUAGCCCUCGCCUCGUCCCACAAGGAGGAGAUGGACGAGAAGAGGAGCUCUUCGGAGACGAAGAGGGACAGCGUGGACAAGGAGCAGGCGACGAAUGGUGCGCAGACUCACCGGAAGGCGAGGAGGUGCUGGUCGCCGGAUUUGCACCGCCGCUUUGUUAAUGCGCUCCACAUGUUGGGUGGCUCACAAGUAGCUACUCCCAAACAAAUAAGAGAACUGAUGAAGGUGGAUGGCUUGACCAAUGAUGAAGUUAAAAGUCAUUUGCAGAAAUACAGACUGCACACACGAAGGCCGAGCCCGAGCCCACAAGCGGCGGUGACAGCGGCCCCUCAGGUGGUGGUCCUAGGGGGCAUAUGGGUCCCACAGGAGUACGGAGGGGCACAGGCCGCCCUCUACGGAGCCGCCCCAUUCAACGCGCCCAUGCAGCAAGACAUGUACCCGGCCAUAGCGCCGCCACACGCCGCCGCAAUCCAGCACCAGCAUCUGCAGUUGUACAACAAGCCGCCUCCCGUGACGCAGAGGAACAGCUCUCCCGGCAGCGGAGGAGACCCGUCUGAGAGCAUCGAGGACGGGAAGUCGGAGAGUGGGAGCUGGAAGGCGGACAGCGGCGGGGAUAACAGCGGAGAGAGGAGGAGAGUGGACGGAGAAGAGAGUAAUGCAAGUGUUGUUAGUCUCAAGUUCUGAUUAUUGAUCGAAUAUUUUAUUUAACCGUGAUUUAGCUAGCCCAAUGAUCGAAAUUUUUUAGGUUUAGAUUUUUUUUGGAUGUUCAAGUCCAUAAGUUUGACAGGUGUUGUUGUGUUUUGAAGUUGGAAGUUGGAACCCUUAAUUUAUUAGUAUAUGCUUCUAAAUAAUGAAAUGUAAUUUCAACUUUUGCUCUAUUCAA